Penicillium malachiteum is the source of this 1497-nucleotide messenger RNA. Its product is annotated as NAD-dependent succinate-semialdehyde dehydrogenase. Lineage: Eukaryota; Fungi; Ascomycota; Eurotiomycetes; Eurotiales; Aspergillaceae. The record is from RefSeq and is a predicted model, not a curated record. The coding region runs from base 1 to 1497 and encodes 498 amino acids. The transcript is spliced from 4 exons. Gene Ontology annotation, molecular function: succinate-semialdehyde dehydrogenase (NAD+) activity.
AUGAGCUACUCGGCACCGAAGCUUCGAGAUUCCUCUCUUUUUGUCGAUAAGAACUACAUUGAUGGCCAGUGGAUCGAUUCGGUAUCCGGCAAAUCAUUCAACGUUUACGAUCCUGCCAAUGGAGUAUUUAUCGGCUCAUGCCCAGAGUCCGUAGCUCAAGAUGCAGAGACAGCCAUCAAUGCCGCAGCUGGUGCACUCCCCGCCUGGCGCUCUCGCACUGGCCGAGACCGUUCAAGAGUUCUGCGCCGAUGGUACGAAUUGGUGAUAGAAGACAAAGAAGACUUAGCAACUCUGAUUACAUGGGAAAAUGGCAAGGCAGGACUUGAUGCAGCAGGUGAGGUCCAAUUUGCAGCAAGCUUCCUCGAAUGGUUUGCUGAAGAGGCUCCCCGUGUUUAUGGAGAUGUGAUUCCUCACAGUCAACCCGGGUUUCGAGUCUCUGUUCUCAAGGAGCCCAUUGGUGUGGUUGGUCUUAUUACACCAUGGAAUUUCCCUGCCGCUAUGAUCACCCGAAAGCUUGGUCCUGCUCUUGCAGUAGGAUGCACUGCCGUUGUCAAAACAGCAGGCGAGACACCCUUCACUGCCAAUGCCCUUUUAGUCCUAGCAGAGAGGGCUGGUGUUCCCAAGGGCGUUAUUAACAGUGUUUCCGCUUUGGAGAAUACACCCGAAAUUGGUCUCGCCCUGUGCACCUCCAACACCGUCCGAAAGAUAUCCUUCACAGGCUCAACUCGCGUCGGAAAAAUUCUCAUGAACCAGUCCAGCAAUACCCUGAAGAAGCUGAGCCUAGAGCUUGGUGGAAAUGCCCCGUUCAUAGUUUUUGACGACGCAGAUCUUGAUCUGGCAGUUGCCGGCGCAGUCGCCAGCAAAUUCAAGUCAUCCGGUCAGACAUGUGUCUGCUCCAAUCGGAUCUUUGUUCAGAAGGGAAUUUAUAAUGAGUUUGUGAAAAAGCUCAAUGCUGUUGUUGCAGGUUUCAAGGUGGGGCCUGGUUUCGAUAGUAAGACUACUCAUGGUCCUCUAGUUACACCUGGUGCCGCCGAUCGCGUGGAGAGCCUCAUUGCAGAUGCUGUUAAGUCAGGCGCCAAGGUUGAGGCUGGAGGUAGAAGGCGUAUUGAUAUCGGUAAUUCUCCUUUGAGCCCCGAUAAUCAACCCAUCCCGCUAAUCACCUUGGAUAUAGGACAAAACUUCAUCGAGCCUACUAUUAUGACCAAUGUGACUCCCAAUAUGCGACUGAUGCAAGAGGAAAUAUUUGGCCCAUUAGCACCAAUCUUUUCCUUCGACACCGAGGACGAAGUCAUCGAUAUGGCUAACGACUGUGAAGUGGGCCUGGCUUCAUACAUUUUCACCCAGAACAUUGAUCGCGCUUCUCGAGUCACGGAGCUUCUGUCUUUUGGUAUGGUUGGUUUGAACACAGGUGUUAUGUCAGAUGCUCCCGCUCCAUUUGGCGGUAUUAAACAUUCUGGGCUAGGACGUGAAGGAAGCAGAUAUGGCAUUGAAGAUUAA